This is a messenger RNA of Cherax quadricarinatus, 1440 nucleotides long. The record is from RefSeq and is a predicted model, not a curated record. Lineage: Eukaryota; Metazoa; Arthropoda; Malacostraca; Decapoda; Parastacidae.
AUGCCUCCCAACUCGACGGGAUACCGCAAGAGGCCUCCCAACUCGACAGGAUACCACAAGAGGCCUCCCAACUCGACGGGAUACCACAAGAGGCCUCCCAACUCGACGGGAUACCACAAGAGGCCUCCCAACUCGACGGAUACCACAAGAGGCCUCCCAACUCGACGGGAUACCACAAGAGGCCUCCCAACUCGACGGGAUACCACAAGAGGCCUCCCAACUCGACGGACACCACAAGAGGCCUCCCAACUCGACGGGAUACCACAAGAGGCCUCCCAACUCGACGGGAUACCACAAGAGGCCUCCCAACUCGACGGGAUACCACAAGAGGCCUCCCAACUCGACGGGAUACCACAAGAGGCCUCCCAACUCGACCGAUACCACAAAAAGACUCCCAACGGGCGCGGGGCAGCUGUCUGCUCCACCAGGUAUACUGUCUGCUGCCUCACACCGUGUGUGUCUCCUCUGCUCCACCAGGUAUACUGUCUGCUGCCUCACACCGUGUGUGUCUUCUCUGCUCCACCAGAUAACAUCAGCCACCAGCACUACCCGCACUACCAGCUCUACCAGCAUCAUGAAAGCCACCACCACCAUCCCCCUCUUGCAGCUGCUGGUACUGGCUCUAGUCCUAGCAGCCACAGCGUCACCGCUGUCACAAGAGGCCUCCCAGGGCGGCGAGAUACCACAAGAGGCCUCCCAGGGCGGCGAGAUACCACAAGAGGCCUCCCAGGGCGGCGAGACACCACAAGACGCCUUCCAAAGAGACAGGAUACCGCAAGAGAACAGCCAACGAGACGGCAAAUCCGUUGUAGUUCCUAUCGUGAUCAAACCUGUUACACUACCAACAACAGGAACCUGGCCAAACUGGAGUGUCUGGCCCACCUGGGGCUCUUUGCCCACCUGGGGUACCUGGCCCCCCUGGGGUGCCUGGCCCAUAAAGGGUUAAUGACCCAAAAGAAGUUCAUGGCCCAACUGGGAUUCCUAGCGCAGCUGGGGUUCCUGGCCCAGCUUGGGUUGUUGGCCCAGCUAGGUUCCUGACCCAGCUGGGGUUGCUGGCCCAGUUCGGGUUCUUGACCCAGCUGGGUUCCUGGCCCAGCUGGGGUUACUGGCUCACCUUGGGUUCCUGGCCAGGCUGGGGUUCCUGGCUCACCUUGGGUUCCUGGCCAGGCUGGGGUUCCUGGCCAAAAUGAGGUUCCUGACCCAUCUGGGGUCCCUGGGGCUCCUUCAGAAAGAAGAAACCUCUCCAUUUGAAAUAUCAGUGAACCCCAAGUGAACCCCAAGUGAACCUUCAUAUCUAAGCUUAGCUGUUGUGAUACCGUUUAGGCACACCCCAUUCCGUUGUUUUUACCGUUGUUUAUGAGAACCUUCACGUCCAACUUUAUCUGUUGUGUUACUGUUUAGUCCCCGUUGUUUUUUGCUCAUUUUUAGAUAAAACAUUAA